Molecule: messenger RNA, 1422 nt
Organism: Humulus lupulus (European hop)
Lineage: Eukaryota; Viridiplantae; Streptophyta; Magnoliopsida; Rosales; Cannabaceae
Exons: 6
Coding region: 1-1422 (473 amino acids)
Source: RefSeq, a predicted model, not a curated record
AUGUAUAUGUUGAGGAAGGACGCUCGCAUCUGGUGGGAUAUUGCUAGGAAGGGGCAUGACGGUGGACAGAUGGAAUGGGCAGAAUUCCUGAUCCUGUUCAAUGCCAAGUACUACAACCAGACGGUGAUAGAUUGGAAGGUUGUUGAGUUUGCCAACCUAGUCCAAGGGUCAUCUAGCGUACAAGAGUACGUGCGCAAGUUUAACCAACUCUCAAGAUUUGCUCCAGAUCUGGGAGAUAAAGGUUAUGGGACUUCCGACAUGGUUUCAGGUCAGCUUCCUGUGGUUAAUAACUCAACAUAUGCAUUGAUGGACACUGGUGCAUCCCAUUCUUUUAUUACUGUAUCUUAUGUUGAUAAGAUAGAUAGGAAGCUUGAGCCUAUGGCAAAUGUAUGUUGUGUAUCCUUACCUUCGGGGGAGGAUAUGAUGGUACGGUCUUGGCUUAGAGUCAUACCAUUCUGGGUAGAAGGUCGGGAGUUGACCGUGGAUUUGCUAGUUUUAGAUUUACAUGAGUACAAUGUUAUUUUUGGUAUGAAUCGGCUAACCAAAUAUGGGGUGGUGGUGAAUGGCAAACGAAGAAAGGAGACUUUUAACCCACCUGGGGAAGAAACCGCUAGGAAAUUACUGGACGAUGGAUGUAUCAGCUACCUGGCGAACGUAAUAGAUGAGGAUAGGGAGUCUAAGCUACAACCAACUGAGGUAGCAGUGGUGUGCAAAUUUCCGAAAGUGUUUCCCGAGGAUCUUCUAGGGAUACCCCCGGACCAAGAAGUCAAGUUCGAGAUUGAGUUGAUUCAAGGCAUCACAUCUAUUUCAAUGGCACCAUACCGGAUGGAACCAGUAGAGCUUAAAGAACUGCAAGCACAAUUACAAGAAUACCUGGAUAAAGGAUUUGUACGACCAAGGAUCAUCAUUAUUAUCGAAGAUCGACUUGAGAUCCUGAUACCACCAGUUGAAGGUCAAGGAAUCGGAUAUUCCCAAGAUCAAAUUUCGAACUCGGGACAACACGCUCAACACCUAGAAUUAAUCUUACAGCGAUUGCAUGAGAAAAAGUUGUACGCCAAGUUCUCCAAGUGCGAAUUCUGGUUGACUCAAGUGAGUUUUCUAGGACACGUUGUGUCGAGAGACGGGAUUGCAGUCGAUCCAGCGAAAAUCAAGGUUGUGAAACAAUGGAAAGCCCCAAAGAAUGCACAAGAGAUAGCUCCACUGAGAGGAGCUAUGAGGUUCGGGAAAAAGAGCAAGUUGAGCCCUAGGUACGUAAGACCGUUUGAGGUUCUAGAACGCAUUGGAAAGGCGGCUUACCGACUAGCCCUUCUGCCCGCGUUCUCUAGAAUUCACGAUGUAUUCCAUGUGUCAACCUUAAGGAAGUACGUGAACGACCCCACUCAUGUGCUAAUUUACGAUGAACUUAGCAUAGAUCCUCAGUAG